CGUCCUACGAAAAAAAGGUGUCAGAUAUCUCAUCAUGUCAGAACUCGCAUUCUGCAAAUCAUUUCUCAGCGCACUGGACGCGCGCCCAGCGAAGCUCAGCAGCGACCACAUCGCAGACGCACGACAAUAUCCCGCACAAGGCGCUUACACACUUCCCCGCCUCCCACACCCACCCCACCCACAGCGUCCAAACCCCAAGCCAGUCGCAGGCGACGAUGCCACCACUUCUUCUUCGUCCACGAUCACCGUAACGCUCAAGCCCAUGAAGCCGACCACCCCAACCAUUCCCCUCUCUUUAAUCGACCCCUCAAAAACAUCCAUCUACGACCUCAAGCAACAAUACGCAACACAAGCCUCUUUACAGCCAGCCAAGAUAAAGAUUCUUUACAAGAAGAAGCCAGUCACAGAUUCCAAGACACUGCUAGAAGUCAUUGGUACAGAUGCAGGCAGCGAGGUAGAGUUUGGCGUCAUGGUUAUGGCGGGCGCUGCGCUUGGCGGGGCUGCGAGUCCGGCAAGUGGAAGCACGCCAGUGACAAGUCCACCCGCUGUUGCGCCGCCUACGGAAAGUGAGAAGGGACUUGCUAGUGCGGGCGAGACGCAUGCGGGUACAGCGACUGGGACAGCAGGUGCGACGGCUGGGAGUGGGAAGGAAGUUGUUGCGACAGAAGAGUUCUGGGGCGAUCUGAAGAACUUUGUGCUACAGAGAACCAAGGAUGCGGAAGAGAGCGAAAGGCUACUAGGCGUCUUCAGGGGCGCAUGGGAACACAGCAAGUAGCGGACCGACAUAGUUGCUGGGGAUGAGCAUUACACGUUGCAACAUAUCAGGCACAAACAUUACAAACAAGUUCGCACACGUCACGUCAUACAAGCUCUCAGUCUCAAGAGAUGUCCAUCGAAGACAACUUGACCAGCUUUAGCCUAUCAAAAGCAUACCAAGCCUGAUAAUGCAAGUUGCACCCGGCACUACCACUGCCCGCAUAGUCGCAUGAUGUAUGCGAUAACCAUCAUUCGCAAAAACUCGCUAUGCCAUGAUCGCUGCCAAUCAACCGCUCGAGUCGUUUUCGUCAUGUGUCAUUACCAACCGCUAUAGUUUCCUUCCUCCAUACUAACAGGUGCACAAAAUCGACAGGUCGGAAGCGGGGGAGGGAAGAGAAGCGCUUAACGGCCCUUGGCGACGCGG
Molecule: messenger RNA, 1180 nt
Organism: Alternaria alternata
Lineage: Eukaryota; Fungi; Ascomycota; Dothideomycetes; Pleosporales; Pleosporaceae
Exons: 2
Coding region: 35-775 (246 amino acids)
Molecular function (GO): protein binding
Source: RefSeq, a predicted model, not a curated record